Molecule: messenger RNA, 2828 nt
Organism: Gymnogyps californianus (California condor)
Lineage: Eukaryota; Metazoa; Chordata; Aves; Accipitriformes; Cathartidae
Gene: XRCC3
Product: X-ray repair cross complementing 3
Exons: 9
Coding region: 235-1275 (346 amino acids)
Biological process (GO): double-strand break repair via synthesis-dependent strand annealing; t-circle formation; resolution of mitotic recombination intermediates
Cellular component (GO): replication fork; Rad51C-XRCC3 complex
Molecular function (GO): ATP-dependent DNA damage sensor activity; four-way junction DNA binding; ATP binding
Source: RefSeq, a predicted model, not a curated record
GAUCGUUACCGGAGCGAAGAGCGUCCCGCCCGCUCCUUGAGCAGUGCCCUGGCCAUUGGCUAUCCUGCCGGAGCGGUCGCUUUGAGGAGUUUUGAUUGGCCUUGCCUCAAACAGUGGCUGCAAUGGAGUGGCUUCGUCUGCGUGGGGUGUACAAAGUGGUUUGGAGUCCUUCCGGUCAGAGGUCGUCAUAAUCAUGAUUAAUUUCAAGAAUUCACCCCAGUGCUGUAUCAGGAAAUGGACUGGGACCAGUUUGACUUGAACCCUAAAGUAAUUGCUGCCCUUAAGAAAGCUGACAUAAAAUCAGUAAAAGAGGUUUUAAAUCUUUCUGGAGCAGACUUGCAAAGACUGAUGAAACUAUCCAGUGCAGAUAUACAGUGCUUACAGAAAACAGUCUCUCUCACGCUGAGGAAGAAUAGUAUGCUUACAGCACUUCAGCUCUACCAAGAUAAAGAUCAUCUCACCUCCCAACACCAGAAGCUAAGCCUAGGAUGUUCAGUACUAGAUACCUUGUUAAAAGGUGGCAUUCCUUUAGUGGGAAUCACAGAACUUGCCGGGGAAAGUUCUGCUGGGAAGACUCAGAUAAGUUUACAACUGUGCCUUUGUGUGCAAUAUCCUUACAAAUAUGGUGGAUUAGAGUCUGGAGCUGUCUACAUUUGUACAGAAGAUGUAUUCCCAAGUAAACGUUUGCAACAACUCAUAGAUCAACAACAUAAGCUGCGUGCAGAUGUUCCAGCUGAAAUCGUACAGAAGAUCAAAUUUGGAAACAGUAUUUUUGUUGAGCAUGCAGCAGACCUAGAUACCUUUCACAACUGCAUUACUAAAAGGAUUUCCCUACUGCUCACAAGAGGCAUGGUGCGGUUGGUGGUCAUAGACUCUAUUGCUGCUUUGUUUCGAUGCGAAUUUGGAGUUUCAGAUUCUGUUAUGAAGGCUCGGUAUUUGCAGACAUUUGGAGCACAGCUUCACAGUUUAAGCACUAGAUUCAGGACUCCAAUAAUGUGCAUUAAUCAGGUGACCGAUGCAGUGAGCGAGUCGGAAGCUGCUCAGUGCGGUUGUAGUGUAGUGGAUAACAGAGUCUCUCCAGCACUUGGAAUAACCUGGGCAAAUCAACUGCUAAUGAGACUGAUGGUCAGCCGAAUAUCACAACCUGAACAACCUGGAGUUGCGUCACACCACACUGGAAGUGUGAGGACUUUAAGAGUAGUUUUUGCUCCUCAUCUCCCUCCAUCCUCUUGCUACUAUACAGUAAAACUGGAAGGUGUAAAAGGAAUAAAAUAAAUCCUUUGCAUAGUAAAGCAUCCUGCUCCAAAAAAGUAUCAAAACUACUUUGCUUCAGGAAGAAUUACUAGUAAAAUGAAAGAAUUACUAGUAAAAUGAAAUUCCUCCUAGAUGAGAGAAAAGGCUGCUGAAAUACAUAAACAGUGAUACAACUACAUUAAGCCUUGUCUAUGUUGUGAAAGAAGAUCUUUUUAUACUUGGAUAUAUAUGUUCAUCAGCUUUUCCUUGUGAGAGAAGUAUUCUGAAGGAGAGUAAUGCUGCGGGCAGGUGGAGGCUGCACAAUGAAGUGUGAUGUGGCAAUCCCCAUGUUAGGGGAGACCUGAUUUCUAAUUUUGUUUUAACAGCAUGCUAAUCUAGAAACAGCAUUUACUGCAAUUGUGUACCUGCUCUGUUUCCAGAUCCAAAGGGACUCAAAUUCAACCAGUUAAUAUUGCCUGCUGAUGCUUCUAGGCCUCAUGCUGCCAUUAAGUAUAGCCAUUCGUCUAUCUGUAGGGCCUCAGAAAUAAUAUAAAGCAGCUAUCCUGUUUUAAAACCACUUGUUUUAUUAAUAUUAGGAUUAAAAAAAAAUACCAGAAAGAUACUUGAUUUUAACAUCUUACUGUAAGAGUUUAAAUUAUACUGCUUUUGUACUAUAUGGGCAUAUCUAGCUUCACAGAACUUCUACAGAUUUUUUGGAAAUGGUUCCUUCCCCUCAUAGCAAAAGCAUCUUUAGCCUCUUCCAUUUAAAAAAUAACAAACCACACCCCCCCCAUCCCCUUGGUCUGUUUGCCCAUGGCAGAAGCUGUGUAACCAGGUAGCUUUCAGAGCAAGGGCUCUGUUACUGUUCUUCCUGAUACUCUGCACGGCUCUGUUUUGUUGGAUCCGGAUAGCAUUCUCAAUCAGCUUCUGGAUUGCUACCUCUAGUAUCUUCUGUCCUUACUGCUAGGCUCUUAGCUAAAUUGUGCUUCUGAAGGGCACCUUUAGCCAUUUUCAUCCAUCCAUGGAGCUAUUACUUUUCUCAGUUUUUUUGUUGUUAGAGCUUUACAUGUUUUUCUUUCCAUCUUUGCACUAUCAUCACAUCUUUUUCUGUUGUCCUCAGACUACUGCUACAACAUCUACUUCUUAGUAAUUUUUUUUUGCUGCAUUCAUUGUGAAAGCAAGCUAGAUGAAGUUACUCAUGCACAUUUUCCAAAGGCCUUAGACCUUAUUUAUUUGGCCUAUGUUAUAUGGGUGCCUGCUUGUAUCAGUGUCUGAUGCGAGUGAGCAUCACAUACUUGUUAAGCUUUCAGAUUUCUACCUGCUACCUGCUUCCCCAGGUUGCCCAAACAAAAAGUCUACCAGAGUCUUAGGUUUUUGUGUAGUUACAUUGCUCGGUUCUGUCCUUUGGCAAAUGAGAACCUUUUGUUCUCUGUAGUCUAAACAAUCAAAUCUGAAAUACAAGUUCAGAGGAAUGACUAUCACUUGGUAGAAGGCAAGUCCAGAUAUACAUUCCUUUUGUGUUCUUCAGGUACACUGUAUUAGUGAAAUAGCUGCCUCCUCUACCUUUCCCCAGUAAUACUCUUCAAGGAUACAGC